UAAAUCGCGGUCAAAGAUAAUCUCGUUUGACUCUCGAAAAACAAAAACCAAUUAGUUUAGUUUCAUGAGAAAACUGCAUGCAAACUAGGUUUACUUAUCGAAGGUUGUAUCUUUUUGUGAUUGAAUGGACAAAUAUUCUCAAUCUGCAUUGUCAUAUUGCUGUUUUCUUCCUCGGUUUGACGUGUUUUUUUUCGUGAACUUUCAGUUAUUUGCUCAGUGGAGUGGGGAUUAAUUGAUUUGUAAAAAUUUUGAAGGAAAAAUGUCUAGUUUUGUUGGUGUUGUUGUUUCUGAUCAAUGGCUUCAGAGUCAAUUCACUCAAGUCGAGCUUCGUGGCCUCAAUUCCAACUUCCUAUCUGCAAGGAAUCAAUCUGGCAAGGUCACCUUGGGAGAUCUACCACCUGUGAUGUGCAAACUUAAGGCCUUCCAAGAUAUACUAAGUGAUGAUGAUAUUAAGGCAAUAUUGGCCGAGUCAUCUUCUGACAUGACUGAAGAAAUUGAUUUCGAAUCAUUCCUUAGGGCAUAUUUAAAUCUACAAGCACGAGCUACAGCAAAAUUGGGUGAUUCAAAAACCUCCUCCUCUUUCCUCAAGGCAUCCACAACCACACUCCGUCACACCAUUAGUGAAUCUGAAAGGGCCUCAUAUGUUGCCCACAUUAACGCCUUUCUCAGAGACGAUCCAUUUUUGAAGGAUUUCCUGCCGAUAGAUCCAUCUUCCAAUCAACUGUUUGAUCUUGCAAAGGAUGGUGUUCUUCUUUGUAAGCUCAUAAAUCUUGCUGUCCCUGGCACAAUAGAUGAGCGCGCUAUCAAUACCAAGAAGGUUCUUAAUCCAUGGGAAAGGAAUGAGAAUCACACCCUUUGCCUCAAUUCUGCGAAGGCCAUUGGUUGCACGGUGGUCAAUAUUGGCACGCAGGAUUUAAUUGAAGCUAGACCUCAUCUGGUUGUCGGGUUGAUUUCUCAAAUUAUCAAGAUACAAUUAUUAGCUGAUCUCAAUCUGAGGAAAACUCCACAACUAGUGGAAUUGGUGGAAGAUAGCAAGGAAGUAGAGGAGCUUAUGAGUUUAUCUCCAGAAAAGGUUUUACUGAAAUGGAUGAAUUUCCAUCUUAAGAAAGCAGGAUACAAGAAGGAAGUUACAAAUUUUUCAAGUGACUUGAAGGAUGGAGAAGCCUAUGCUCAUUUACUCAAUACUCUUGCGCCUGAACAUGGUACGACCAACACAUUAGAUACAGAAGAUCCAACUGAAAGAGCAAAUUUGAUUCUUGAGCAAGCAGAAAAACUAGAUUGCAAAAGAUAUGUUACUCCAAAGGACAUUGUUGAGGGCUCAGCAAACCUAAAUCUAGCAUUCGUUGCCCAAAUAUUUCAACACAGGAAUGGAUUGACAGCUGACACCAAAAAGUUGUCUUUUGCUGUGAUGAUGGAGGAUGAUGCUCAAACUUCUCGAGAAGAAAGAUGCUUCCGGUUAUGGAUUAACAGUCUUGGAAUCGAUACUUAUGUGGAUAAUUUAUUUGAGGACGUGCGAACAGGAUGGGUCCUUUUGGAGGUACUGGACAAAAUUUCACAGGGGUUAGUUAGUUGGAAACAAGCAACAAAACCCCCCAUUAAGAUGCCAUUUAGAAAAGUUGAGAAUUGCAACCAAGUCAUAAGCAUUGGGAAAGAACUGAAUUUCUCCCUUGUAAAUGUAGCUGGAAAUGAUAUUGUACAAGGAAACAAGAAGCUUAUACUAGCUUUUUUGUGGCAGUUAAUGAGGUUUUCAAUACUCCAACUGUUGAAAAACUUGAAGUUCCAUGCCCUAGGAAAGGAGAUAACAGAUGCUGGAAUACUAAACUGGGCAAAUAGUAAAGUGAAGAGUGCAGGGCGAAGAUCUCAAAUCGAAAGCUUUAAGGACAAAAAUAUAUCAAGUGGGAAAUUCUUUCUUGAACUUCUAAGUGCCGUGGAGCCAAGGGUUGUCAAUUGGAGCCUUGUUACCAAGGGUAAAACUGAUGAGGAUAAGAAGCUUAAUGCAACUUAUAUAAUCAGUGUAGCACGAAAACUCGGGUGCUCCAUCUUUCUAUUGCCAGAGGAUAUAAUAGAGGUGAACCAGAAGAUGAUGUUAACACUCACAGCAAGCAUCAUGUACUGGAGCUUGCAAAUAAAGACUGAAAAUUCAGAGUCCAACCCUGCAGAAAACAACGGUUCUGAUGCAUCAGGCCCUGAUGGCGACAAUGCUUCCACAGCUUCCGAAGUGGAAAAAGAGGCGGAAGAAGAAAGAUAGGAUUUGAAGAAACGAAAUAGAUUAUUUUUGUUGUAAGGUUUCUUUCUGAUGUGGUCCUCAGUUUUGCUUUCAGGAGGACAUGUCAAGUGAAGUUAGUUAAUAGGGAAGUCACUUAAAUUCAUUCUUUAAUACGCAAAUGCGGUGAGGAUGGGAGCUGGGAAAAGGGAAGACAAGUAAUUGUACAUCUUUGUAGAAUCAUUAGGUUUCUUCGAUUUUAAAUAUACAACUAUUUUGUUCCCAUGAGAAACUUGUUGAGUUACAAAUGUUAAUCAUAAGCCACUUUCAACUAUGAUUGAAUAAACUCUUCUUUUUCUCUGUUUUUCAUGAUUUGGUAAUAGGCAGAAAAAUGGAUCAAGUUCACUCUGUUCUGUAUUAAUGGUGCCACAUCAGUUAUGUAUCUGUACUCAGUAUGAAGAAUAAUGCACGUAUUA
This is a messenger RNA of Lycium ferocissimum, 2679 nucleotides long. RefSeq names its product fimbrin-5. Bases 260 to 2248 code for a protein of 662 amino acids. Gene Ontology annotation, biological process: actin filament network formation; actin filament bundle assembly. Gene Ontology annotation, cellular component: actin filament; actin filament bundle; cytoplasm. Lineage: Eukaryota; Viridiplantae; Streptophyta; Magnoliopsida; Solanales; Solanaceae. The transcript is spliced from 14 exons. Gene Ontology annotation, molecular function: actin filament binding. The record is from RefSeq and is a predicted model, not a curated record.